CAUUACAAGAUGUCCAUCCUACGAGAUAGUGAAGAUGAAGAGGAAGCUGGUGCCACCAUGAGAGCUAGGGCUCACGAAAAGUCCCAUUCUGACUUCAAAGUUGAUAUUCCAAUCUUUGAAGGAAAGAAUGAUCCAGAUGAAUUUCAUGAGUGGUUAGAAACAGUGGAACGAGUCUUUGAUUUCAAGGAAAUCUCCGAUGAGAAGAAGGUCAAGAUCGUGGCCUUAAAGUUCCGAAAGUAUGCCUCUACUUGGUGGACCAAUACCACCACCAAAAAGGUCCGAAGUGAGAAGCCCCCCGUCGAUUCUUGGCAAAAGAUGAGGAGUCUUUUGAAGAAGACGUUCCUGCCCACCGAAUACUCACGAGACAACUUUGCUAAGCUUCAAAUGCUUAGGCAAGGUACAAAAUCAGUGGAGGAUUACACUCGGGAGUUCGAAGAGCUCUUGCUAAGGUGUGACUUGCAAGAGAACGAGGAGCAAACCUUUUUGAGGCCAUUGACUAGUUUGGCCCAUUCUCAUACUCAUUUGGCUAACCAAAAGGAGGAUGGUCUGCUUAUCACCAUGAAAGGAAGUUAUGUCAAGGUGAUACCCAAAGCAAUGGUUGUGGUGCUUCCCAUCAAUCCGGUGUGUUUCCCAAGAUCAUAUUCAAUCCACUGCCCAAACCAAGGAAAGCCGUGGGUAUUUGAUCCCAUUGUUUCUCUUAAUGGAUAUGAAGACACAUGCUCAUCCCUUAUGAAGAAAAAGGAAUUGACAAACGUAUAUGUGCCAACUAUAAGCCCCAUGUGUCGUCCUAAAGAAGAGAAAGACACUCGUUUAACUCCCCAAAAGUUUUACGGGAAGAAGACUCAAAGUGGAGUCAUGAGCCAUAAUGCAGGAGCCUUGCCCCAAAGUUCAAAACAUGUCUCACACCUCCCAAAACAUCGCCAAGAUUUAGUUGCAUCCAAUGCUGAACUCAAAGCUCAAGUUGAGUAUUUGGCCAAACACGUGGCUGAAUUUACCAAGUUGAAAAUGAGCAUGGUCCAAACUCAAGAUGAAAGCGAUGAUGAGCAAGAAGAAGACACCCGAUUAGAAGUUCCUUCUCCCACCAUGAGAAGAAACAACCAAGAGAAGUCUUCCUCUGACUUCAAGGUUGAAAUGCCAACCUUCGAUGGAAAAGAUGACCCAGAUGAUUUCAUCGAAUGGUUAGAUAUGAUUGAACGCGUCUUUGACUAUACCGAAGUGCCGGAUGAAAAAAAGGUCAAGCUUGUGGCCUUAAAAUUCAGAGGCUACGCAUCCAUGUGGUGGACUAACACUACCACCAAGCGCGAAAGAGAAGGCAAGGCUGCUGUUAAAACAUGGACCAAGAUGAGGGCUUUAUUGAAGAAGAAGUUCAUUCCCACUCAUUAUAUGAGGGAAAACUUUGCUAGGCUUCAACAUCUAAGGCAAGGAAAUCAGUCUGUAGCAUAAUACAAUCGAGAGUUUGAAGAACUCUUGAUGCGGUGUGAUCUCCAAGAGAAUGACUCGCAAACUUUUGUGAGAUAUCUCUUUGGCAUAAACACCCAAUUCGCCAACACCAUGGAGCUGCAAACCUUUAAGAGCCUUGAAGAGUUAACCAAGUUAGCACAUAAAGUGGAAGCUCAACU
This is a messenger RNA of Cuscuta campestris, 1619 nucleotides long. NCBI's taxonomy places the organism in Eukaryota, Viridiplantae, Streptophyta, Magnoliopsida, Solanales, Convolvulaceae. The record is from the annotation of a GenBank genome assembly.